This is a messenger RNA of Cylicocyclus nassatus, 3088 nucleotides long. The record is from the annotation of a GenBank genome assembly. Lineage: Eukaryota; Metazoa; Nematoda; Chromadorea; Rhabditida; Strongylidae.
CUUUCUCAUUGACAGCCAAACCCAAUAGAUUUUGUAUUUUUUAUUCCUUGAUCAGGUGGAUUGAAGUGUUGCAAGCGGUGAUUGAAAACUCGUCAUGGCGAGUACAUUCAAUCCCGCCGACCUCACCGAGGAAGAGCUGGGUCAAUUGCGCGGAUUACGAAAGCGCAAAAUGGAACUAAUGGACGAGAUUGAACACAUCAAAAAUGAGUUGCGAGAUGUCGACGCUGAAUUGGAGUCACUUUACUACGUUGACGAAGGCUCACGAUCUCGUCACAAACUCAUAUUUACUGGGAAGAAGAAAUUUAAUCAGGACCCAAUGAGAGGAAUUGAAUACCUCACUGAUCGAGGGCUACUUAGUAGGCAACCAGCUGCCAUAGCUCAAUGGUUGUACAAGGGCGAAGGUUUGUCUAAAACGGCCAUCGGCGAGUUACUAGGAUCGCAUGACCCGUUUUGUCUUGAAGUUCUGGAUCAGUUUGUGCUUUGUCACACCUUCCAAAACAUGUUUAUUGUUGAUGCAUUGAGAGUAUUUCUGUGGUCUUUUCGGCUACCUGGUGAAUCACAGAAAAUCGAUCGAAUAAUGGAGCGAUUUGCGCAGCAGUACGUUGCGACUAACGAAGGAGUUUUCGAUACUGCCGAUACAUGCUUUACAAUCGCUUACUCAUGUAUUAUGUUGAACACUUUGUUGCAUAACCCAAAUGUAAAGGAUCGGCCUACGUUUGAACGUUACCAAAUGAUGAAUAAGGAGCUGCUUGAUGCUGGCUCUGUCAAUACCGCAUUACUGGCGCAGAUAUUUGAUUCAAUACGCACGCGGGAGUUCAAAAUUCCAUGUGAUGAUGCGGCUCGAUUGGACAAUAUUUUGCAUCCAGAUCGCGAAGGUUGGCUGUACAAGCAAAGCAGUAGCCAGUUUAUAUCUGGGCCACUGUCAUGGAAACGUAGAUGGUUUGUCUUGAGUGACUCUUGUCUGUAUUAUUUCGAGCAAACAGGCGAUAAAGAACCUCGCGGCAUCAUUCCUCUGCAAAAUGUCGGAGUUCGGCGAGUAGAGAACGCAUCUAGACCGUUCAUGUUUGAGAUAUUUUCGCUAAACGAGGAUGGACGGAUAAAAGCUUGUAAAACGGAACAAACGGGUAAGCUAGUCGAAGGUCGGCAUAGCGUAUAUCGGAUCUGUGCCUCAAACUCUGAUGACAUGAAUUCGUGGCUUGAAGCUAUUGCUGGUGCGGCGUCUGUUUCACUGCAUGAUGUGCGAUGGCAAACAGGUGUCAUAGAGGAUUUGAAUAGAAAACUCGGAAUUUGCGAAGAAGGUCGAAAGUAUGAGGAAGUUUACGAGGAAUUUGAUCCAUUCGAAGCAUUGGAGGCUGAGGGGGAACAUAAGUGUACUUCGUGCGGCUGGUCCCUGGAUGACGAAGAUCGUGAGGCAGUUAUUGGGCAUUAUAGGAGUCAAUGGCAUAGAUUCAACGUGAAGCAUGUCCUCAAAGGACAUGCCCCUUUGACUGAAGACGAAUUUGAAGAGUUAGGGGAAGAGGAGAGAAAAGGCGAUGAGUCAGCUUCGUCGUCAUCGGAUUCGGAUUCGGACGACGUAGCUGACGAUAUUCCGUUGAGGCUAGGUUCAAGCCAUAUACAUUUUGUUCACAACGACGAGGUGUUUUCAAUGUAUCGAUGUCUUUUACGACCGGGUGAAACAAGUAUUUCACUGAGUAUGUUUGCAAGACCUCUGGAUUGUGCAAUAUUUUUACUAGCCGGUGGUCACUUUGCUGCUGGUGUGUUCAGAGAUGAUAAAAUGGUCGCACAUAAAGCGUUCCAUCGAUACGUAGUCCGUGCUAAGCAAGGUGGAGCACAGUCAGCUAAUGAUAACGCCAAAGGCCCUGCUCGAUCUGCAGGAGCAGCUCUGAGGAGGUAUAAUGAAAGAGCUCUUGGUGAAGAUAUAAUGAAUGUACUGAAAACUUGGACAGAUCUUUUAUCUGCAACUCCGCUCAUUUUCAUACGAUGUGCUAGUUAUCAAAGGGUUAUAUUCCAUGAAGUUGACGAAGGUGGUUUCAGCAGAAAAGAUCCUAGGCUGAGAACAAUACCAUUUGAAACGAAGCGUCCUUUGAUUGAUGAAGUACGAAGAGUUUGGGAACGAUUAAGCUCUGUGAUAUGUCAAGGGUCGGUAGACGACUUCUUGGCUGAAAAACAAAGAAAGAAACAAACGAAGACCUUGAUGAAAAAGAAAAGAACGGAUGAACAUCGGACUAACAAAGACAAAAAUGGCAGCAAAAGUCCUCCAAAGGAAAAGAAGACUGACCAUGUGAAAGCCUUGCCACCCCUAAAAGUCAAAGCAAUGGAGGAAGAUAAUUGGCCAAAUGUUGACAAGAAUGCCCGUCGAGAGAUAUAUGGUUCUAUCAAGCAUGACAACUUGGAGUUUUUGACUGCAUUAGUUUCUGAACGUAGCGAAGACGAAAGAAGAGAGGUUACUGAUUACAUAUGUUCAUUUCGUUUGUCAAAUCAUGGAACAUUCCUUCAUCUGGCUGCCAAGAAUAACUGUGAUAAGAUAUUGCUCUAUCUAUUGGAAAUAGGCUGUGAUCCUUGUGUUAAAAAUGACGAGGAUAUGGUUGCUUACUCACUUUCUCCUAAUAAAGAAAUGAAGAAUGUAUUUAUCCAGUUCCGCACAGAAAAUCCAGACAGAUGGGAUUGGGUCCGAAGCCAUAUCCCCGAACCUAUGCAUAUGAGCGAAGAGCAAGCUGCAAAACUUGCCGAAAAGAAGAAGGAGAAGAAGCUGAGGCAAAAAGAAAAGACGAAGUUGAAGAAGGAGGCGGAGAAGAAAGAGGCUGAGGAACUUGCUGCUCGUGCUGCAUUCCUAGCAAUGUCAGAUAGAGAAAAACGUGCAGCUGCUGCGGAAGCAAGAUUAGCAAAAAUUAGUGGCGGCACAAGGUGUUUGCAGUGCGGUGUCGCCUACGAAGGAUCAGGCUUCGAAUACAAUGAACUGCGGUUUUGCAGUCCAGCUUGUGUUGCGUUGCAUAGGAGAGGAGGAUCAUCUUGAUAGAGAUUAUUUGUUUUUGUUGCCAAUUGAGCAAUUUCAUACGUUUCUAUUGAUCUGGGGAUAAAUAUUGUUGAG